Messenger RNA from Mesoplodon densirostris (Blainville's beaked whale), 695 nucleotides. RefSeq names its product pleckstrin homology domain-containing family B member 2-like. NCBI's taxonomy places the organism in Eukaryota, Metazoa, Chordata, Mammalia, Artiodactyla, Ziphiidae. Gene Ontology annotation, biological process: regulation of cell differentiation. Gene Ontology annotation, cellular component: membrane. The record is from RefSeq and is a predicted model, not a curated record.
CUAUUUUGAAGCGCUGGAAGGAGAAUUGGUUUGACCUGUGGUCAGAUGGUCACCUGACCUAUUAUGAUGACCAAACUCGGCAGAGUGUAGAGGAUAAGGUGCACAUGCCAGUGGACUGCAUCAACAUCCGCAUGGGACAUGAAUGUCAGGAUAUUCAGCCUCCAGAUGGGAAGGCAAGACUGCUGCACGUUGUUUGCCGAGAUGGGAAAACCAUCAGGCUUUGUGCAGAAAGCACAGAUGAUUGUUUGGCCUGGAAAUGUACACUUCAGGAUUCCAGGACAAACACAGCUUAUGUUGGCUCAGAAGUCAUGUAUGAUGAGGCUGCCAGGGCUUCCUCCCCACCUCCUUACACAGCCUAUGCUGCACAGCCUGAUGGCUGUGGUCCAUGCAGUGGUGCAUACCCGCCAGGAUCUCAAGUUUUCUAUGCUGCAAACGGGCAGGCUUGUGCUGUACCCUAUCUGUACCCAUAUGCAGGACUUUAUGGACAGCAGCCUGCCAACCAAGUCAUCAUUCGUGAGCGGUAUUGAGACAAUGACAGUGACCUGGCGCUGGGCAUGCUGGCUGCAGCAGCCAGAGGCUUGGCCUUAGGGUCUCUGUUCUGGGUCUUCUAGAGUCCUUGGAACCUGGAUGUGCAUAGCUUCUGAUACCCUGUGUGCAAUAAUAUACUUUGCAGGGCAUUUCUGUUUGUUAUAAAU